AUCUUCCUUGCUCGAUGUCUACUCCGUACUUCUCAAAUCUAGGAUGCGUUCGCUCACCGGGUCGACUUUCCGCGUAUCCAGGGGCACCCGGUUACACCAACAUAUACAUCCCUCUUCCCUGCUAGUGACUGACUCUAGAUCACAUUUUAAUUUCGCUCUUAUCUCAAAAUACGUGUCCGCCUAAAUUCACUAUCCAUGAGUCAUAUUGUUUGGUUUUACGGACGAACACGCAAGGAGCAUAAUUCUCUCAGCCUCGUAGUCUCUUGGUGCUUAAUGGCUAGAUACGUGCUGGGACUGCAAGCUAGAAACAGCGAUACCCGACAGUCUUAUGUCAGGCCAUUAAUCUACAGGGUAAAGAGGAAGUGGGAUAUUUUCUAUUGUACCCCUAUCAGCAGCAAUCAGCAGCAGGGGCUGGUAAAAUUCUACCUAUUGAUUCCGAUCCCCUGGCUCGUUUUGAUCGCAGCUCCUUACACUUUCUAGUUCUCGACCACACAUACGUCAAAGCGACUACUUAUACUCAACGGUCAACCACAAAUACAAGAACUGUCUGUGAUGACUUUAGCUAAGGGAGCUCGUCGGCAACCAUAUCUCCUUUUCUGGGGUGUAUGCGAGAAAUCUUCGUCUAGGGCUGCGUAAGCAGAGGCUCGAAUGCAAACACCAGGGGAAGAAACCUUACGGAAGGACCAAGACCCUCAGAAGCUGUUCACGCAAGCCACUUUGAAGAAUUCGUCUCCAA
Aspergillus welwitschiae is the source of this 736-nucleotide messenger RNA. RefSeq lists its product as uncharacterized. The record is from RefSeq and is a predicted model, not a curated record. Lineage: Eukaryota; Fungi; Ascomycota; Eurotiomycetes; Eurotiales; Aspergillaceae. Bases 196 to 480 code for a protein of 94 amino acids. The transcript has a single exon.